Messenger RNA from Colletotrichum graminicola M1.001, 327 nucleotides. RefSeq lists its product as uncharacterized. The record is from RefSeq and is a predicted model, not a curated record. The transcript has a single exon. Lineage: Eukaryota; Fungi; Ascomycota; Sordariomycetes; Glomerellales; Glomerellaceae. The coding region runs from base 1 to 327 and encodes 108 amino acids.
AUGCACGUCUCAUCCAUCCUCGCCGUUUUGGCGCCCGCCACCCUCAUCUCGGCUUACACGGCCAAGCUCAGCAAGCAAUACUGCGAUCAAAAACGCGUCUUGGCCAUACGCUUCAGCGCAAAUCUCGGCACUUGCUACAACACGGAUGGCGCGGCUUCCUACGAAUUCAGCGAUGUUGCAGCCGGCGGCUCGUACAUCUGCGCCGUCUACACCUCGGCCAAUUGCGGGGGCACCACCGCAGCACUGUACGACAUUUACGGCACUAGCUCGCAAUGCGCGAACAGCCCUAUCGGCUGGAUUUACUCCUACAAAUGCUACCUCAAGUGA